This is a messenger RNA of Erigeron canadensis, 1808 nucleotides long. RefSeq names its product protein DJ-1 homolog C. Gene Ontology annotation, molecular function: protein deglycase activity. Lineage: Eukaryota; Viridiplantae; Streptophyta; Magnoliopsida; Asterales; Asteraceae. Gene Ontology annotation, cellular component: nucleus; cytosol. The coding region runs from base 59 to 1444 and encodes 461 amino acids. Gene Ontology annotation, biological process: guanine deglycation, glyoxal removal; protein deglycation, glyoxal removal. The record is from RefSeq and is a predicted model, not a curated record. The transcript has 8 exons.
AGCACCAUAAAUUAAGCUAACGCAAUGGUCUACUUAUCACUAGCAGCUAACUACUAAAAUGAACUCUUGUAAAAUGGCGUCUCUCAAUUUCCCGGUGACGACGGUCUUCCGUCCACCACAAACCGUAUCCACCGCCGUACCCCACUUCCGGCAACCACCCACCAACUUCAAUUUCAGCUCAAAAACCUUAUCUUUUCAAUCAAAGGCCACCGCCGGCGGUGCUACAAUUGAGAUUGAACUACUGAGUACUGAAGAUAUACCCACACCAAUCCCCCUCAAAAAGGUUUUGAUCCCAAUAGGGUUAGGUACAGAAGAAAUGGAAGCUGUUAUAAUGGUGAAUGUACUGCGUCAAGCUGGUGCAGAUGUUGUUGUUGCUUCAGUUGAGUCUGGACUAGAAGUUAAACUUUCAGGCGGUACCGUACUUGUUGCUGAUACAUCCAUUUCCGAAUGCUCGGAUCAAACUUUUGAUCUUGUUGCUCUUCCUGGAGGUAUGCCUGGUUCUGUCCGUUUAAGAGACUGUAAAGCACUCGAAGAAAUUACUAAGAAGCAAGCUGAAGAAAAACGGUUAUAUGGUGCUAUAUGCGCUGCUCCAGCUGUGACACUUUUGCCUUGGGGUCUUCUCAAGAGAAAAAAGACAACGUGUCAUCCAGCAUUUUGGCAUAAGCUUCCGACUUUCCGGGCUGUCAAAACAAAUCUUCAAGUUUCUGAAGAGUUAACAACUAGUCGUGGCCCUGCUACCAGCUUUCAGUUUUCUGUAUCACUAGUGGAGCAACUUUUUGGGGAGUCUGCUUCCAUGGAGAUGGGAAAAUAUUUGUUAAUGGACUCUGCUGAUGAGCUUUCCCGGAAGGAAGAAUUCAAUGAAGUUGGGUGGGCUGUUGAUCAUACGCCUCGUGUUCUCAUUCCUAUUGCAAAUGGAUCUGAAGAUAUUGAGGUGGUUACAGUUGUAGAUAUACUACGAAGAGCUAAGCUAGAUGUUACGGUUGCUUCAAUGGAAAAAACUUUGCCAGUUUUGGGGUCGCAGGGGAUAAAAAUGGUUGCAGACAAGUUAAUCAAAAAUGCGGCUGAAUCAACAUAUGAUUUGAUCAUUCUACCAGGAGAAGCAUCUGGUGUUGAGCGGUUGCAAAAAUCCAGGAUUUUGAAAAAGUUGCUUAAAGAACAAGAUUCCGAUGGACGAAAAUACGGGGCAAUGUGCUCCUCAAUUUCAGUUCUUCAGAAACAAGGAUUACUCCAAAAGAAAAAAGCAACUUCUCAUCCUUCAGUCCUGAGUAAGCUCGAGAGCAAUGACUUGGUCAACUCUCAAGUUGUCAUCGAUGGGAGACUAAUCACGUGCAGGGGUUUUUCAAGUGCCCCAGAAUUUGCACUGGCUAUUAUUGCCAAGUUUUUUGACCAUGGAAGAGCAAAAAGUGUGGCAGCAGGCCUUGUUUAUGACUACCGAGCAACCUAGAUGUAUGUGAAAGAUAUGAAAGCAAGAUAAUUCUACUGGGGUUCAGUCUAUUACAAGAUGGGUGGUCCCUUAUAACCCCAUAUGUAGAUCGCAAGGGUUAGCGGUUAAAUCGAGAAUCAAGCUCAACCAAAUGCUUCUGAGGUGGUUUUGUUGGCAUACAAAAGGUUCACUAUGGCUAGUCAUUGCAUGAUUCACCUUAUUUUAGCCCUCUGAGUUCCUUUAAGUAAUAUGUUGCAUGUCUAUUUGGCUUGUAACCUCUUCAUAAAUGUGGGUUAUAUUACUAGAAAAAUUCUUAUUUAGCAAAUAGGAUUUUUUAUAUAGCUGGAUAUGUGCCUAAAAGUCUAAAACACUAAACAGUUGAUCA